AUGCCUACCACAAUGAAGUUUACACGUAUCAAUUACGUGGCGGUGGAAGAAGACAUAAAACCUGGUCCACCGAAAAGAUUCAACUCUCGUUUCUGUGACGAAAAGCUGCUCCCGCCACUGGAGAAGCCAAACGAAAGACCCUACGGCAUGCAGAGAUGGUUGCCUACAAUCCUUGAGAGCCGUGACAUGGACCCCUCUUCGGUCCAAUACGUCCGACUGUCCCGCCGGCAAGGGCACAUUCUCCUGGAAGCAUCUGGAAUCGCUAUGCUCACCGGGCAGUUCAACAGGGCCACCGUUGAGAAAAUUCGGGAAGAGAUCUAUCCCGCCUUCAGUGAACUCUCCAUUCCCGCUCAAGGACUCUUUGUCAGGCUCGAAUUUUCGUCGCCAAAGGACGCAACACCCCAAGCCAUGGUGCUUUCGCCCAUGGAUGUCUGCUUACGCCUAGCCUCCUCUCAGACGGCAAUGAGCGAGAUAAGAAAGACUCUCUUGUCCGGUUCUCUCAAUGUGAAACUUACCUUCCUUCCUUUCAAUCCUCGCAUCCGCGGCGAUCGCCAAUACCGCGUCUACUGCCAGCCUGACACCGGAAGAGUUACUGCAAUCAGUCAGUAUGAGUGGCAUAAAAAGUGGCGGUUUGGGGAUCUUUCUCAUGAGGAACAAAACGCGUGCGUGGAGGAGAUCUGGAAAGGCAUUUGGAAGAUUCACCAGACCAUCACCGGCCGUUUGGACAUCAAGACAGAGAUGGAUGCGCUAAUGUUGAAGCAAGGGUUCACGUUCGAUGUCUACUACGAUGAAGAAUCCCGAAAAGUCUCGCUCAUCGACCUUGGUGUCUUUGGGGCCAAUGGUGCCCGUGGAUCCUGCUUGUUCGAGUGGGUUCAUGAUUUUGGUCUUCUCUACGGAAUGCGACACUCGGUUGAGUUUCGGGCCACCUAUUGA
This is a messenger RNA of Clonostachys solani, 933 nucleotides long. The record is from the annotation of a GenBank genome assembly. Lineage: Eukaryota; Fungi; Ascomycota; Sordariomycetes; Hypocreales; Bionectriaceae.